GUUUUCGUUUUUGAUGAUAGCUUCGAUUCGCGUCGGUUCAGAUGCCCCCGAACUCCGCCCUGGUAUGGCGGGCAAGUUUCCCGGGUAUUUGGGAAGGGUAGGUGUUCGUUUAUGGAAGGCAAUGCGAGUCAAAUAUCGCGUCGGAGAUCUGCUUGCAUAUGGAAUGGGGAAAUUUCCGUAGAAAUUGACUCCGUUUUGUCCCACUCGUGGUCGUGGAGGCCGAUUUCGAGGCGGAGAGCGCGGCGAGAUCUGUGCGAAGAUUCGAACGAUUUUUCAAUGAUUUGGGGAUUCCUACGGCGUGCUGGGAACCGUGUAGGCUGGGAGGACGAGGCGGCACUGUGCAAUCUGACCGGUUUGGCGCAACGGGGAGGCGGGGUCACCUCGUCGUCUCAUCCCAGACAGCGAGAGCGAGCUGGAGCUGGGCUCUCUCCCCUUCCCGGUGUCCCUAUUCCGGCUACAGUGGCGGCGAGGACAUUCACAGGCGGCAGUGGCGCCCGCUCUGCGGCCAGCCAUAAAGUGGGCGAUCUUUCUCUCAAUCCGCAGCAGCUUGGUCGUCGAGAAUCCGGGACCCAGUUGAGGGGGAAAGGCCGUCUCCUUUUUACUGCCUUGCCGCCAUCUUUACUGGUCUUUGGCUGCCUUUUGGUUCUGUGAACAGAGUUCGAUGUCCAACGCCGCUGGCAACUGCAUCGCCGGAGAGGAGGUGAUGGCGAGCUCUAUCAAGCACCAGCAGCUGCUGUUGCAGCAGAGGAAGGGGAAGGCCGUGGCCGACAAGGGCGCACCGGCUGCUGCUGCCGAGGAGAAGGUGGUGGUGGCGGUGCGUGCUGCCAUUAGGGAGAUCUCCAAGACAGCCAUCGUCUGGGCUUUGACGCACGUCGUGCAGCCCGGCGGCAGCAUCAUACUACUCGUUGUCAUCCCGGCACAGAGCUCUGGCAGGAAGUUCUGGGGCUUUCCUCUAUUUGCGGGAGAUUGCGCAAGUGGCCAUAAGACCAUGUUUGAUCAGAAGUCAGAUGUCUCAGAGCUGUGUUCGCAAAUGAUGCUCAAACUUCAUGAUGUUUAUGAUGCAAGCAAGAUAAAUGUUAAGGUUAAGGUUGUUUCUGGAUCUCCUCCUGGUGUCGUAGCUGCUGAAUCUAAGCGAGCACAAGCAAGCUGGGUUGUGCUAGAUAAGGAGUUGAAGCAUGAAGAGAAGCGUUGCAUGGAAGAGUUACAGUGCAACAUUGUUGUCAUGAAGCGUUCUCAGCCUAAAGUUCUCCGUCUGAAUCUUAUGGGAUCUCCUGAUAAAGAGUCCAAAGGAUCCUGUUCACUUCCAGCAGUGUUGGAUAGUUCUGUUGGUAAAACAGCAACUGAUGUAAAGGAGCCGCGAAGUUCAGUUCGAGGACCAGCUGUAACACCUAAUAGCAGCCCAGACUUAGAGACGCCUUUUGGAAGUACCGAAGCGGGAACAUCCUCAGUCUCAAGUUCAGAUCCAGGGACUUCCCCAUUUUGUGCUUCUGAAACAACUGUUUCUCUAAAGAAAGAGGUACAAGCAACAAAGGAUAAGAUCCAGCAUUCGGAUGUCAAUAUUUCUGAUACCGACAGUGAAAUAUUGAGUCCCUCAGCAACCUUCUCGCUUCAGCCAUGGAUGGUCGACAUUCUACAGGGAUCUACAUCCUCAAAACCACCACGAAAAACUCGCACCCCAACUGCAGAUACUUUGCUUGAGAAGAUCUCCAAGUUAGAUCUUUUGCAUGAAAUAAGUUCUAUGAGAAGCAGAUCAGACUUAAACUUUAGAGGAAAUGUCAGGGACGCUGUCUCGUUAGCAAGGAGCGCACCUCCUGGGCCGCCUCCAUUGUGUUCGAUAUGUCAGCACAAGGCUCCUGUGUUUGGGAAACCUCCUCGGUGGUUUAGUUACGCUGAACUUGAACUUGCAACCGGUGGUUUCUCCCAGGCAAAUUUCCUGGCUGAAGGUGGAUUUGGAUCUGUUCAUCGAGGCGUCCUUCCUGAUGGUCAGGCAAUUGCUGUCAAGCAACAUAAGCUUGCUAGUUCCCAGGGUGAUGUUGAAUUUUGCUCAGAGGUGGAAGUUCUGAGUUGUGCACAACACCGUAAUGUUGUAAUGCUCAUUGGUUUUUGUGUUGAGGAAAGGAGGCGUUUAUUGGUUUAUGAGUACAUCUGCAAUGGAUCCUUGGACUCACAUCUUUAUGGUCGCAAUAAUAAAGACACACUGGAAUGGGCAGCUAGACAAAAGAUUGCUGUUGGCGCUGCUCGAGGGUUGCGGUAUCUACAUGAGGAAUGCAGAGUUGGCUGCAUUAUCCAUCGGGACAUGAGACCAAACAACAUCCUUGUCACACAUGAUUUUGAACCUCUGGUUGGAGAUUUUGGUCUAGCACGAUGGCAACCCGAUGGAGACAUGGGUGUUGAAACAAGAGUCAUCGGCACAUUUGGUUAUCUGGCACCAGAGUAUGCGCAGAGUGGACAAAUAACAGAGAAGGCUGAUGUAUACAGUUUUGGUGUCGUGUUGGUAGAACUUGUCACUGGGCGCAAGGCUGUUGACAUUAACCGACCUAAGGGCCAGCAGUUUUUAACUGAAUGGGCACGCCAUCUCUUGGAGGAUAAUGCAGUCGACGAGCUCAUAGACCCAUGCUUGGGGGACCGAUACAGCGAAACUGAGGUCCGUUGCAUGUUGCAUGCCGCAAACCUGUGCAUACGACGUGAUCCUCAUUCAAGGCCUCGCAUGUCUCAUGUUCUUCGCUUGCUCGAGGGCGACAUGGUUGUCGAUUCCGUCUCCGUUUCGGCCCCAAGUAGUGAUUCUGCGAGCAGGAGCUGGCGAAAGGCAAAUGAGCAACAGCAUUAUCAGGACUACAGCAGCCCAGCCCGGCAAGAUUCACAGCGAGUGGUUGGAAGGAAACAACAAUCUUAUGACGCUUUGAGGGCUGCCUGGGACCGAGACAAGAAGAGCAUCUCUAACCGAUAUUAAUGCUCACCCCUUCCCUUAGCAACUCAAUUAUGUAUUAUUCCCUCCUCCUCUGCUUUUGAGUAAUCGUAGGCCCAAAGCUUUUGCUGCUACCUUGUCCUGGUGUAUAGUAGGAAUGCCAAUAGGUUUACAAGUAUAUUGAGCUCUGAGUUAGCUCUUCUUUUGUGUAUCAGCCGACGAAAUGACAUCUAGUUGUGCGAAGAUCUUAGUUGUGAUAACUGUUGCAGUCGUCAGUCACCCUGAUGAGAAUGGCAGCCAUGCAGUGUGUGUGCCGUUUGUAGAUCUCGAUAUGGUCUCCGCACUGCUGCGCCUACUGGGCUUCGGGGGCACUGCCCGCUGUUUGUCAAUCAAUCAUGGCGUUGUUUUGUUU
Triticum urartu is the source of this 3317-nucleotide messenger RNA. Its product is annotated as kinase with adenine nucleotide alpha hydrolases-like domain-containing protein. Gene Ontology annotation, molecular function: ATP binding; protein kinase activity. NCBI's taxonomy places the organism in Eukaryota, Viridiplantae, Streptophyta, Magnoliopsida, Poales, Poaceae. Gene Ontology annotation, biological process: protein phosphorylation. The record is from RefSeq and is a predicted model, not a curated record.